AUUUGUUCCUKCCAGAAAAGCAAAGAUGAUAUACCCAAGCCAUACUUUUUUAUCACAGAUCUGAUAAGCGAGGAGCCAAGGGUAGGGCUCCGACCACUGAAGCAUUCAAAGUCAGGAAAGCCAUUGACCCAGUCCCUGUGGCUGAACAACAAUGUCCUCAAUGACCUGAAAGACUUCACCCAGGUGGCUUCACAGAUCCUGGAGCACCCAGAGAACCUGGCCUGGAUCGACUUGUCUUUCAAUGACCUGACUUCCAUUGACCCUAUCCUAACAACAUUCUUCAAUCUGAGUGUUCUCUAUCUUCAUGGAAACAGUAUCCAGAGCCUGGGAGAAGUGAAUAAGUUAGCUGUCCUUCCUCGGCUUCGAAGCUUGACACUCCAUGGUAACCCCAUAGAGGAAGAGAAGGGGUACAGGUAAGUAUCCUGUCCCUGAGCUGGGA
Messenger RNA from Urocitellus parryii (Arctic ground squirrel), 439 nucleotides. Lineage: Eukaryota; Metazoa; Chordata; Mammalia; Rodentia; Sciuridae. The record is from RefSeq and is a predicted model, not a curated record.